Arvicanthis niloticus (Nile rat) is the source of this 3447-nucleotide messenger RNA. It is a transcript of the gene Fbxo17, whose product is annotated as F-box protein 17. Lineage: Eukaryota; Metazoa; Chordata; Mammalia; Rodentia; Muridae. Gene Ontology annotation, cellular component: cytoplasm; SCF ubiquitin ligase complex. The record is from RefSeq and is a predicted model, not a curated record. Gene Ontology annotation, molecular function: protein binding; ubiquitin protein ligase activity. Gene Ontology annotation, biological process: SCF-dependent proteasomal ubiquitin-dependent protein catabolic process; ERAD pathway; glycoprotein catabolic process.
AAGGCGUGCGCCACCACCGCCGGGAUUGAAGGCAUUUUCUCAACGGAGGAUCCCUUCCUCCCCAUGACUCUAAGUUGUGUCAAGUUAACACACAAAACCAGACAGUACACACAUAAAAUGAAAAUAAAUAAUAAAUCUAAAAUAAUAACAAUAGCUGAGAGGUACCGGUGUCUGCGUUGGGGCCUUUUACUCAAGAGGCAGAGGCAGGUGGAUCUCUGUGAGUUCCAGACCAGCCUGAAUAUGCGUAAGUAAAUAAUUAAAGGAAGCACAGUCACGGGGGUCGUCGUAGACUAGAAGGAUGCUGAUCUUCCCGGAGGAGAGGGGUUCGCUAAAGCUGAACAGCUGAAUGGCGAUUGCUGCGGAGCCCGGGUGUUCAACGGUUCUGCUAAAGACGGACUCUGCUUCCGAUUCUGUCUCUGCUUUCAUCCUCCGAUUUCAAAUCCCGCGAAGGUCAGAGCCACAGCUGAGCUGAUGGCUGGAGACUGGAGAACUUUCCCUGGUGACGUUGUUAGGAAAGGCUGCCUGGGGCGGAAGAGUGGCGGGGCGGGUCUCGGGAUGAAGGCAGGGGAGGUGCACGGGUGGGGGGGGUGCACCAGGGGGGUGGCAGCCACGUUGGGGACAGGCGGCCUAGCUCCUCGGCCCUGGGCCGGAUCCACUCAGGCUGGGACAUUGCCCGAUGCCCCCGGGGUCCUGAGCAUAGGAGAAGGCGGUCCACUAGGAUCCCACAUCACGGCGCUGCCCAGACCCGGGGUUACUCUUCGACGGCCUCCAGGCGCCGGGGACAGGAAUUGGAUCUUUCCUGCUGCCUCAGAGCAGGCCGCCCGGUGAGCUCCGGGACAGGUAUCUGUUCAAGAGAAUGCAACCUAUGCUCACAUAGACCUUCAUACGUGAACACUCACAGCAGCUUCAUUCAUGACAGCUCCGAAUGGGAAACAGCUCAAGUGUCCAUCAAGGCAUCCUGACCCGGUCCAUGACCUUGGAAGGCUGACCCACUAACCAGAGGACGCUGGCAGCAGGACAUGGGAGCCCAGCCCUCGCGAUGGCAGGUGACCGAAGCUCCGCACGUGGCUCUGGCCGAGCUGCCCCCUGAGCUGCUGGUGCAGGUGCUGAGCCACGUGCCUCCUCGCGCGUUAGUGACCCGCUGCCGACUGGUGUGCCGCACCUGGCGCGACCUGGUAGAUGGCCCAAGCGUAUGGCUGCUGCAACUGGCCCGCGACCGCAGCGCGGAGGGCAGGGCCCUCUACACCUUGGCCCAGCACUGCCCCACCGACGGCGACCGCCACGAUGAGUUCCCACUCUGCGCUCUGGCCCGCUUCUGCCUGCGAGCGCCGCUCGGCCGCAACCUCAUCUACAAUUCCUGCGGAGAACAGGGCUUCAGAGGUUGGGAAGUAGAGCACGGUGGGAACGGCUGGGCAGUGGAAAAGAAUUUGACGCUGGUGCCAGGGGCUCCUUCCCAGACCUGCUUCGUGACUUCUUUUGAGUGGUGCUUCAAGAGGCAGCUUGUAGACCUGGUAAAGGAAGGAAUGUGGCAGGAGCUGCUGGAUAGUGCCCAGAUUGAGAUCUGCAUAGCUGACUGGUGGGGCGCCCGUGAGAACUGCGGCUGCAUUUACCGGCUUCGGGUCCGCCUACUAGAUGAAUAUCAAAACGAAGUGGUCAAGUUCUCUGCCUCACCCAACCCAGUCCUUCAGUGGACUGAGAGGAGCUGCCGACAAGUCUCUCACGUCUUCACUGACUUUGGCAAGGGUAUCCGGUAUGUGUCUUUUGAGCAGUAUGGAAGAGACACUCGUUCCUGGGUGGGACACUAUGGUGCCCUUGUGACCCACUCCAGUGUGCGGGUCAGGAUCCGUCUGUCCUAGCUGACCAGCCUGAUUGGGACUUCCAGGACACAUUGCCUUCUCCUGGAUGGUGUUAAAAACCACAAGUGGCUUUGCAGUCCCCAGCUGAUGGGUAUCUGGGGAAAAGAGGAGAUCCUGUAUGGCCCUCCUGCUGUGACAAACCAGGGACUACCAGCUUGUUCAUAGCUUCUGUCUCUCAAGCAGGGACUACCAUAAUGUGACACAGACAUCUCUAGGUGGCUAAGCCGGAGAACCACUUCAUGUAUGUUUGUUUGUUUGUUUUUGUUGUUGUUUUGUUUUUCGAGACAGGGUUUCUCUGCGUAGCCCUGGCUGUCCUGGACUCUCUGUAGACCAGGCUGGCCUCGAACUCAGAAAUCCGCCUGCCUCUGCCUCCCAAGUGCUGGGACUAAAGGCGUGUGCCACCACCGCCCGGCUACCACUUCAUGUAUGGAUCCCAGUGGGUAAACUGUCAAAAAAAAGCAAACCAAGUUGGACCUGAGAGCACUCACUUCUAGUCCCAGCAUCUAGGUAAAUGCAGGAUUGGGAGUUCAAAGUCAUCCUCAGCUGUAUACUGACUUCAAGGCCAGCCUGAGCUACAUGAGACCUUGUCAAAAAAAAAUACAAUAGACCAAGUUCAGAAUUAUAACAAAAGGAGAAAGCUACUUAUAAGAAGACAGUGAGACCCAGGUAGCCAACGGCCUAUGAGCAGCAUGCUAAGUUUUACUCUGACUACUGUGAUACAUAUCUUACCCACGAUUCUCCAUCUGUGAGGAAGACACGCUGCAGUGGUCAGAAACACAUAGAGAACGUGAAAGACUAUUACCAGAAAUGGAUGGAAGAGCAGGCCCAGAGCCUGACUGACAAAACAACGGCUGCAUUUCAACAAGGAAAGAUCCCUCUGGCUCUGUUCUCUGCUCCUCUGUCUGCAGGGGCCAUGAUCCUACCUCCCCUGUCUCCUGGUUUUUCCUCCAGCUGGCAUGAUGCCUGCACCCCACAUGGGAGCCCCUCCCAUGAUGCCAAUGAUGGGCCCUCCUCUUCCUGGGAUGAUGCCUGUGGAACCAGCUCCUGGGAUGAGACCACUCAUGGGAGGCCACAUGCCCAUGAUGCCUGGGCCUCCAAUGAUGAGACCUCCCGCCCGCCCUAUGAUGGUGUCCACAUGGCCCAGGCAGACAGAUAAGAGCAGAAACACUCUUUAUCGUUUUGUAUUUCUUGUUCUGUUUCACCAGGAGGUCUUGGUGCUGAACUACUGGGGGCCGACUUUUAGCAGAAAGCGGCUAUCAGCUUUGCAGCCAUCUUGAGCCAUAUACCCUGACAUGAGACUUAGAUUACAAUAGCCUGCAACAGCUGAGCACACUCUGAUAAUCUUGGUUUAGAUACCUUGGGUGCAUGAGAUUAAAGGUGUGUAACUUAAGAGUAUGACUUAGAAGUAUAGAGAUCAGAUUUAGAGACAAGACCUAAAGGCAUGAUUAUAGGUGUGACCAAAAGGCAUGGCUUAGAAGUGAGACAUAUAAAAGGCAGAGGCAGACGGUAGAGAAUCAGACACUUAUAGGAGACACUUUAAGGAGACACUUAGAGGAAGAGAGACUGAAGAAUAAACGGGAUUGAAACACUC